This is a messenger RNA of Phycomyces blakesleeanus NRRL 1555(-), 755 nucleotides long. RefSeq lists its product as hypothetical. NCBI's taxonomy places the organism in Eukaryota, Fungi, Mucoromycota, Mucoromycetes, Mucorales, Phycomycetaceae. Gene Ontology annotation, biological process: proteolysis. The transcript is spliced from 6 exons. Gene Ontology annotation, molecular function: cysteine-type endopeptidase activity. The coding region runs from base 8 to 694 and encodes 228 amino acids. The record is from RefSeq and is a predicted model, not a curated record.
GAGAUGUAUGGCAAAACUGUGCCAAAACAGUCUAAAAGACGAGUCACUCUUCUUCUAUUUCAGCGGAUAUGGUGGCAAUCAGGAGGACCUUGACGGAGAUGAAUUGGAUGGAAAGGACGAGUUCAUAUGUCCAUGCGAUACAGAGAAGAAAGGACCUAUCAUAGAUGAUGAUAUGUAUGAUCUCAUGGUCAAGCCAUUGUGUGCAGGAGCACGUUUGACAGCUGUCUUUGACUGCUCAAACUCAGGAACUGCACUUGACCUUUCAUAUAUCUACUCGUCUGAUGGUCAAAUUAAGGAAAAUAGCUCUAUGAAAGAGGAAGAGAAAAAUGUCUUUAGAAUGUUGGCUCACAGACGUACUGCGAUCAAGCUCUUCUCAUCUUUCAUGGGAAUUGAAAAAAGUAGCACCAAAACAAAUGUAAAAACCGCAUUAAACCUCAGAUCGACGAAAUCACCUGCGGAUGUUGUUAUGUUCUCGGGAUACAGUAGACAUAAUGCCUCAGUGGAUGACGAUGUCUCUGAAAAAGCAAUUGGUGCAUUGAGCAAUGGUUUUAUUAAUGCCUUAAAACAGAAUCCUAAGCAAACAUACAAGGAACUUUUGCAAAGUGUUCAGCAUAAUAUGCCACAUCAAUAUAAACAAUCUCCUCUUGUAAGCAGCAAUCACCCAAUUGAUUUCAACCAAGUAUUCUUUUGUUAAUGCUUGUAAUGCAAUACAUCCACAUAUAUAUUAUAUAUACAAAUAUACCACAUAUAACCUU